AAGGCAAUGAUGGGGAGACCCUACGCUUCGAGGGUGAUCGAGGGAGAUCAAACAGCUGUUGAAGAAGCAUGAGGUAAACUAUCCUACUCAUGAUUUAGAGCUGGGAGCAGUGGUGUUUGCAUUGAAGAUAUGGAGACACUAUCUCUACGGGGAGACAUGUCACAUAUAUACUGGUCAUAAGAGCUUGAAGUAUGUGUUUACUCAGAAAGAGUUAAACAUGAGACAGAGACGGUGGAUGGAGUUGAUAAAGGACUACCAUCUAGUUAUUAAGUACCAUCCAGGUAAGGCAAACGUUGUAGCAGAUGUCCUCAGUCAGAAGAGUUCGUCUGGGGCAUUAUUGACUAGUUUGAGGGCACUGAGGGCCCAAUUGGAUGUAUCUAGUGAUGGUGCCCUAUUGGCACGAUUUGAAGUGAGACCGACCUUACUUGAUGAGAUCAAGAAGGGUCAAGAGACUGAGGCAUAACUUAUGAAGGUCCGAGAACGCAUGCAAGCGGGACCGGUGGAGGAUUUCAGGGAAAGAGAUGAUGGUCUCUUGUUAUUCCGUGACCGAGUGUGUGUACCGUCAGAUGACGAGCUCCGAAAGUCCAUCUUCGAGGAGGCUCAUUCAUCGGCUUAUGCCAUGCACCCGGGGGGCACGAAAAUGUGCCGUGAAAGAAAGUUACUGGUGGUCUGGUAUGAAGAGGGAAAUAGCUGAAUACAUCAGUCGAUGGCUUACUUGUCAGCAAGUUAAGGCAAAACAUCAGCAUCCAGCAGGCUUAUUACAACCACUUUCCAUUCCUGAAUGGAAGUGGGAACAUGUGACUAUGGAUUUCGUGGUAGGUUUACCACGGACAAUUCGGAACUAUGAUGCAGUUUGGGUUGUUGUGGAUAGGCUCACGAAGAGUGCACACUUCUUGCCUAUCAACACUACCUACCCACUCAAGAGGCGUGAGGCUACAUGGGGUUCCAGUGACCAUUAUAUCCGAUAGAGACCCACGAUUCACAUCACGUUUUUGGCCGAAAUUUCAGGAGUCUAUGGGAACGAGGUUGAAGUUCAGUACUGCUUUCCACCCACAGACGGAUAGGCAGUCUGAAAGAGUCAUACAGAUCUUAGAAGACAUGCUGAUAACCGUUUUCGCGGCGUUGUAGUAAAACGGAGUCUAACCUUUCGGUUUUCCCCCGAGUAUCGUGUCUCUUGAUGAGGAAUGGUGG
Molecule: messenger RNA, 1191 nt
Organism: Cuscuta epithymum
Lineage: Eukaryota; Viridiplantae; Streptophyta; Magnoliopsida; Solanales; Convolvulaceae
Source: the annotation of a GenBank genome assembly